AUGUCGGAAAAAUUCUACGUUACAUAUAACCAGUCGGCGGAUAGAAUCCUAAAGGAUUUUCGCCCCAAUCUUAUGAUCGCCAUUGGAGGAGGAGGAUAUGUACCAGCGAGAAUAUUGAGAUCGUUCCUUAAGCAACCUGGCGCUCCUAAUAUUCCUAUCCAAGCCAUCGGUCUCUCCCUCUACGAGGAUCUUGGCAAAGGUGAUAUCGAAGCUCCGGGUACCAAGGUUACAAGAACACAAUGGCUUGAUAUGAGCUCCCUGGAGAUGGCAAACUUGAUUGGGAAAAAUGUCUUGAUUGUAGACGAAGUUGACGAUACUCGGACGACUUUGGAGUACGCAGUCAGGGAGCUAGAGAAGGACGUGGAGCUCGCACAAAAGCAACUUGGUCGCCAGGGAGAGAAGACCACUUUUUCGAUAUUUGUUCUUCAUAAUAAAAAUAAAGAGAAGAAGGGGAAGCUACCCCCAGAAAUGUUGAAAGAAGACAGAUAUCUUGCUGCUGUCACCACAGAUGAUGUCUGGAUAUGUUAUCCAUGGGAAGCUAAGGACAUCGAAGAGCACGACAGACUCGCUGUGGAACACCCAUUGGUGUCAUAA
Molecule: messenger RNA, 594 nt
Organism: Coccidioides posadasii C735 delta SOWgp
Lineage: Eukaryota; Fungi; Ascomycota; Eurotiomycetes; Onygenales; Onygenaceae
Source: RefSeq, a predicted model, not a curated record